Molecule: messenger RNA, 459 nt
Organism: Amyelois transitella
Lineage: Eukaryota; Metazoa; Arthropoda; Insecta; Lepidoptera; Pyralidae
Gene: COX6B
Product: cytochrome c oxidase subunit 6B1
Exons: 3
Coding region: 129-377 (82 amino acids)
Cellular component (GO): mitochondrion; respiratory chain complex IV
Source: RefSeq, a predicted model, not a curated record
CGAACACCUCUAGUUUUUAGUAUAAAACUCUUCUUUCUGUCAUUGUCUAUGCUUACUUGUGAAUGGCGAUUGUUUCGCUGCCAUUUUCUUUGAAUUUUAUCAGAAAAGUCUAAUUUGAGAAAAGCAACAUGCCAGAGAUGAUCAAAUCGCCCGCCGACAUCAAAACCGCUCCUUUUGACCCGCGGUUCCCUAACACGAACCAGACAAGGCACUGCUACCAGAGUUAUCUGGACUUCCACCGCUGUCAAAAGGUCCGCGGAGAGAAGUACGAAGCCUGCCAAUACUUCAAGAGAGUCUACAAAUCCCUCUGCCCCAACGAAUGGGUGGACAAGUGGGACACCCAGAGGUCCGAGGGUACCUUCCCGGGGAAGAUUUGAAUAUUCCAAAAUUAUUUAUUGCAAUUUAAUUAUGUUUAACUAGGUCUGUGCGUGAUAUAGGCAAAUAAAUGAGUUGAUUUAA